Molecule: messenger RNA, 1966 nt
Organism: Drosophila sulfurigaster albostrigata
Lineage: Eukaryota; Metazoa; Arthropoda; Insecta; Diptera; Drosophilidae
Product: isochorismatase domain-containing protein 1
Exons: 3
Coding region: 551-1186 (211 amino acids)
Cellular component (GO): cytoplasm
Source: RefSeq, a predicted model, not a curated record
UUUCUAUAUAUUUCGUAGUGUUCUCCUCAAUUAAUUCAUCGAUUGUCUUAUUUGAUAGGAACUUUGUUCUGAAAUGUUGAUAAAUUCGUUUGGCUUUUUCCGGUUUUGGCAAUCAGCUGGUAGAUCGAAUCGUUUUGCUAGCCGUGAAUUUCUUAGUUUAUAAAUUCAAGUUUAAAGUGCAACUAACACGAGUUUAAAAAAGUUAAAUAAACUAUGCACUAAAAAAAUUGUGCUUUGUAAAAAAUCACAGCGUUCGAACAAAUGAAAGAGCUUUCUUUCAAGCUGCUUUACUUAACACCUGUCUGCGUCCGGCGUGUGACCACAAGCAACAUUUCGCAAAUAUACUUUUUCCACCAAUGAAUUAUACCAAAAUACGGCAAUUGCAGAUAUACCAAAACUGUUAACAGUGAGGUUAGCAGUGCCAUCGAUAUCGAUAAGUUACACGGCAUAGCAAGCUUAUAAAAAUUGCCGCUAGAGGGCGGCUUUGAGCAAAUUGUCAAAGUGUCGUUAAAAUUCAAAAUUCAACAAUCCAUUUUUUCGAUAAUCAACUAUGUCAAAGAUUGGUCGUCGUCUAUACCGUCUGCAGGCAGACAAGACAUUGUUUUUGUUGUGUGAUAUACAGGAAAAAUUCAAGCCAGCAAUUCCACUGUUAGGCGCUGUCAUUGAAAACUCUAAGAAAUUGGUCGAAGCUGGAAAAGUAUUCAAUAUUCCGCUGCUGGUUACAGAGCAAUAUCCAGAGAAACUGGGACCCACUGUGUGCGAAAUAGACAUAAAACAUGCUUGUGGUGUUGUUCCAAAAACUAAAUUCAGCAUGGUUAUUCCACCAGUUGAGGAAAAGAUGAAAAGUAUUUUUGGGGGAACACCACAAACUGCGGUGCUGUUUGGCAUAGAGACUCAUGUUUGCAUAGAGCAAACCGCUUUCGAUUUGCUGAAUAAGAAGAUCAACGUUUGGCUUGUCGCCGACUGUUGCGCUUCGCGUCUCAAUCAAGACAGAGAUUUGGCCCUCGAGCGAUUGCGAGACAUUGGCUGCACCAUCACCAGCACGGAGAGUGUUAUUUUUAACCUGCUGAGCGACAAGAACCACAAGUCAUUCAAGGACAUCGCAGGGCUGGUCAAGAAAGUGUCAGCCGACUUGAAGAUUUGGCUACCCACAACAACAUCGACAGCAGCUGCCAAUAAAAAAUGAUGGCAAUGAUGGCGGCGCCCCCUUUUGAUGUCCAUUUGCCCAUUAAGGGGUAGUAUUUUUGUGUAGCUCAUAGAAAUUAUGAAAGAAGUAAACGAAACGAGAAGAAACACACUUGUAUAGUCGUAUAGUAGGGCUCGGCCCGCCUGGCUAACAGUUGGUGGCUUUCUUGCCAUCGUAUCGUCAUCUCAUAAACAUUUUGGCCAAUGGACAGCUGAAUGGAGCUUUACCACAGCGGCGCCUUAUAAGCCAGGCAGCUGGCUAGAUGGCCAGAUGGGUCGAUGGGGGCUAAGCGCAGCAACUAUUGACGCCAAAUGCCUGUUUGCCUGGCAAUUUAUGCAAAAAAGUCUGACGCUGUGCUGCUGCUUCUGCUGUUGCUGCUGCUGGGAGCAGUUAAAUUUCAUGAUGCAAUCGCAACAAUCUCUGCGUGUUGUUUGCCUACGCGCCCGCGGCUGCUCAGCGCCUCGACUCAGCAACAGCAGUAGCCUAGGUGACGGUGACAAUGUACCAGGCGUCGUCUGAUUGACUCAUAACAGACUAAGCGAGAUCACAAUCUCAUCUGCAUGCCACGCCGCUGCAACUUGCAACUUGCAUCCCCUCGAGCGCUUUUGACAAUUUAUUUGACUAAGCCCUGCCAGCUUUGUGCUUAGCAAGUGAAACUGAUGGCUAUGACAACGUAGCACGCGAACUUCAGCUAAAGAUCUGGCCAAUUAUGCGGCAGGCUCGCUUAGCUUAUCCCAAGUCCAAGUCUCAAGUUGAAGCCUUUUGAGCUAAGACUUCACC